AUGAGUUGUCCAAAAGCCGUUCCGACAUGUGAACCAGUUUGUAAUACUGGUAAUGAAACUUGUAUAGUAACGGCCAAACGUUGCUUCUCGUGUCCAAGAGCAAUGUGUAGAUCUACUAAAGAUGAAUCAUGUUUAAAAUGUCUAAUGUAUCCUGAGUGUAAACCAUGCGCAGAUGAUGAAAUGUGUGUUAUAGAAGAACCAAAUUGUUAUUCUUGUGGAUCUGCUACAUGUGUCAAAAAAUCUCUUGGGUGUGUUUAUUGUACCAUGAUGAUGCCAACAUGUCCACCUUGUCAUGAAUCAUAUAGAUGCCAAAUUGUUAAACAAACUUGUUUUAAUUGUGCUCAAGCUAUUUGUGUUCCUAAAAAUUCCUAUUAA
Entrophospora sp. SA101 is the source of this 375-nucleotide messenger RNA. NCBI's taxonomy places the organism in Eukaryota, Fungi, Glomeromycota, Glomeromycetes, Entrophosporales, Entrophosporaceae. The record is from the annotation of a GenBank genome assembly.